This is a messenger RNA of Scutellospora calospora, 835 nucleotides long. The record is from the annotation of a GenBank genome assembly. NCBI's taxonomy places the organism in Eukaryota, Fungi, Glomeromycota, Glomeromycetes, Diversisporales, Gigasporaceae.
AAAUAAAGAGAAAGGUGCUAGUUAUGUUAAAGAAUUUGGACAAGAAGUUCUUAAAAAGCUUCCAACUGAUAAACCUUUAUUUUGGUCUGCUACUAAAUCUGGUUCAUACGUAUCUUUGCAAGAAGGUUUCUUUGAAAAUGAUAAAUUUAUCAUUGAAAUCCUUGCAGAAUAUAGUAAUGUGAAAAGUGUACAAUUACCUCUCGAUAUGAUAAAUCAAUUGAAAUCAGCUGGUGUUGAAUUAGCUCCAGUUCCAGCAGGAAUGGUUAGGCAAAAUCUCAAGGGCAUAAACAAUCUUUCAAAUAAAUAUGAAUAUGAACAAUUAAUUAAGUUGUUAAUAUUCAUUUUAGAUAUUUAUUUGAUUCCACUAUAUGAUAAUAAAUGGGGGAAAUUUGAUAAACAAUCUAAACAAAAAUAUUAUUUAGCUACUAAUGAACAACAAAAUUUGGUGCCACAUGUAAAUUCAUCUAAUUUUGUUUAUUUCUCUGAAAAGAAUGAUAAAGAAACCAGAUUAAAAGAGGUUUUUGAACAGGAUGAAUUUCAAAAACAUACCAAUGUAAAGAAAUUUAACGCCAUAUCUCUUGCAUACCUUUUGGGAUACGAGCUUAAACCGGAACAAAAAAUAACUGAUUGGGACCCAGAAUCUACAUCAAUUCCAAAUAAAGAAUGGUUAAAUGAAAUUUGGAAAAUUAUUUUAGAAUCAAAUACGAGCUUGGAACUUUUUUCGCAGUAUCCACUUUUAGAAGUUGUGCGUCCAAAAAGGGAAUUAAUACUUUUAGAUUCAAAAAAUCCAUUACUUGAAUUACCAGAAAGCAAUGUAGCACAAUUUGAGAAGUUG